UAUUCUCUUUUUGUUAUCAUAACCUGCUUUGCCUAACUCUGUUUAUUUAUUUAUUAAUUAUAACAUCUUAAUAUUCAUUGAUUAUACAGCCUUCUAUGAAAUGAAUUAGAUGGGUAAACAAAUAUUUGCAUGGUGCUUCUAGAGCAAGAGAACUUCUGUUUUGCCAUGUUAAAAUAAGCUUUUAUUCUACAGUAACUUGUUCUGCUGCUAAGAAAGGUUGUGGGGUAGAGAAAUCUACCACUUUUGAAAUGUUAGUAGAUAACAUAACAGGUAACAGGUAAUGUGGAGCUUUAAAAAUGCCCAUCAAUAUUUCUUCUGGAGAUUGGAAGAAGGUGUGGUCCCUAAGCUGCUUAAUGACAUCUCAUGCUAUUCAGACCAAAGGUGUCUCUUUUUCUUAAUGUAGUUAUCAGACUAGAAUAUAAUGAAUAACUAAUAAUAGUCUGACAAGUCAGAAAACUUAACAGUACUAUAGAUAGUCAAACUUGAGUACUGGAGAGUUCUGAAACUCAAAUCAGAUAUUCUCUGUGUGAAAGAGUCCUUAUUUCUACAAAAAUCUACUUGAGGAAGUUCUAAAUCACAUAGCUCAGAUUUUGUAGAAUUAUAGUAUGAAAUCCUUUGCAUAUGGUAGGGUGCUUGAGUGCAUGCUUCCAUCAAUUUCUGUUCUAAGUUUUUUCUUUUUAAACAACGUGCUUCAACUUCGUUGGUCCAUGGUGACCAGAUCUAAGGAUAUGGUAGUCCCGAAAGAAGCAGUGCACAUAGGACUCCUCUCAGUGAGUCAUAAACUAAAUAAUUAAAUUUCUUAUACAUUUGGUCCUGUAGCUCCUCAGGAACAAAUUUGUAUAACUUUGCCUAAAUAUGCAAAAAUUAUGAUAGUCUCUAAAUCAUUGUGCUAGUUUUACUCACUUUGCUUUUUUUCAAAUCAUUGGUCAUCUGGUGAAGUUUGUGUUUGGUUUCUACUGAUUUCAGUUCUUUAGGAGAUUCAAUUGAACUGACUCAAGUCCUAACUGUCAUCUGAUGUUCCUGCUCUGGGAAAAGAUGUCCAGGAUCUGCAAUGCUAACAGUAAAGAGAUUCCUAUGUGGCUUCUGAGAGGAGUUGCAGCAAAACAACAGUUCAUGUUGUCAUGAGCUUUCAUACUUACCAUGUGUGCAGUGAAGUAGCAAUUAUGAAUUUCAGAGUCACAAGUUGCACCUAAAAAAGAAUGUGGUGGUGGAUAAAAUUAAAGCAUUAACUACAAAAUCUUUUCAGUACUCAUGAUUAGGUUCUCUUUUAAGAGAGAUGAAGAGGAACGGUUUUUAGGAUGGAAAUAAAAAGAUUGCUGUGCAAAUUUCACUUACCCAGGAUGAUCUAACAGAUGAUCAGCAUGUCUUCCUAUUCAGCAAAUAUUCCUAUAAUGCUUCAUUCCUGACAAGUGCAGAGGCAUGGGUUGUUUCUGAGGAAUUUGAUGGGAUGGGAAAAAAAAACAAAACAAAACGGGAAAUAUGGAAGGGGAAGGGCAACCUGCUGUGCUGCAGCUUGGUGAAAGCAGAACCCAUUUGUCUUCACUUGGUGAUAACAGCUUUCUUCUUGGCUUCUGGGUGGAAGAGUGAACUUGCUUCCCAAGUCCACAUCUGGUGUCUGUGUAUCUACCUAAAGUAGUGUAGGCUUCAGAAAAGCUUUAAUGUCUUCAAUUUUUUUUGUCUUAUAUUUGGUUGUGCUGCUUUUCAGCACAAAUUUAGCAAAAAAUGUUUUAUUACAUGAAGCAUUUGAGUAAAAGCUGUGUAGAUAUUGUAGAUGCUGUAGAGCAUAUCUUACUUUGAAUCUUACUUCGUGUGUCUUUGAUUAAAGUUAUAAGUGGGAUGAGGCAGAUGAAAGGAAUUUUAAUUAAAAAAAAUACUUAAAAGGGAGAAAAGGUUCUUUGCUUCAAGAUACGGGAUUGAGGGCCACCAGCCAAUUCCAGUUCUGGGGUUGGGGUUGAAGACAGUUUAGCAAGGCCAUUAAUUUUCUGCUGCUACUGAAACCAAGCAGGAGGCAGCCAAAUGGCAUUUGGCCACCAGUGUGUUUGAUGUGUCAUGAAUAUGGAAGGAUAAAUGAGAGAACGUGCAGUUCUUCCUUAAAUACAGCUGAAGCAUGCAAUGAGACAGUGAUCACCCUAUAGUGAUUUCUGCACUAUGCAGUGCAGAGAGGCUGCUGGAUAAUGUUAGUCAGCUUGGUAGCGUGGUCAUCAGUGUCCUACUUGUCUGCAGGCCUGCAUGUUUUUCUGUGGAUGUCAUGGGAAGAAAAGUUUUGAGAGCCCAGAGCAUUUACUUGUUAACAUCUGCAAAACUCCUUCCAGAAGGGGUGAAGUGAGAAAGGCCUUGCAUAUAAAGGAUUGAUUGGUAAAGCUAGGUAUGGAAAUUGCAUAUGAGUAGGGGGAUUAGGAAAGGCAGAGAUAGAAACUGGGGAUGGACUUCUAAAGGGAAGAUAAAAUUAAUGCAGUAGUAGCUGUAGGGGACAGAAGUGUUGUAUGUUUUCCUCUAUCAACAGAGCUCUUAAAGUGCAUUCAGGCACCUACAAAGAUAGUAAAAUAUAUGAAAGAUUCAGGUGCACUAUAUAUUCAGGAAAUAUGCUACUUUCUAGAGUAUCACGUCCUAGAAAGUUCAAUCUUCCAUUGUUGGUUUAGUUCGAUAACUUCUGUUAAUUUCUAUAGUCUGUUAGUAGACCAGAUGUUGGGAUUUGCAUCUCUCUAGAACCCACUCCAUACAGACCUUUUUUUUUUACUUAAUUGUUCACCUAUCUAUGUUGUAUCGUUUCUUCUUGGGCCAGCAUGCAUUUGUUCAUCUGAAGAAGUAAAGCCAUAUAAGAGAGAACUGAAAGUAGGACUAUCAAACUUGUCCCUUCCACCUUUUCCCAGAACUUCUAGGUUCAGCUUGGGAGGUGGGUGGAGAACAACUAAGAAACCUGAUUUUGAGCUAUAGGAUGUGUUAGAAAUGUUUAAAAGACAGUGAACAGCUAUUUUGACUUCUCUUAUAGUGAAUUAUGAUAAAUAUAACUCAGGCUGUCUGUAUUUGUCUUCUGUAGGUGAACAGGAUAUUCUUAGUGUUUUGAUUUAAAUCAAGUCACUUUAAAUAUGCUGACAUACAUUCUCCUUUCAGGUGGAACAUUCUUCUUGAUGUUCUUCAUAUUCUUCUUGAUGUCUCCUUAUCAAAUUCUUGCCUUUAUAGAACUAUUUGAGCCUUGUAUGUGGAACUAACUGCAUGAAUCAGAGCAGCUGGGUGGGAUCAUGACAAACACACUCUGGAAAAAGUAUUUAGUGUGACCAUCUCUUUAUGUCAGAACACCAGGAUCUCAUGUCUACAGCAAAAAAGAAAAAAUGCCAAGAUGCUUGUAGUUCCUUAUUUGGUGAAGUGUUGCAGCCAAACAAGAUGAAGGUUGUUUACAGCAAUCAAAAACUAUACAGUGUAGUAGAGACUCUUGUUUUCAAGUGGAUUUAUUUGUCCUGCAGUUCCUCUCUUCACUGAGACUGAAAUAUUACCACCCCUCCACCCUCCUAAAGAAAAAGGAAAAAAACCAAAAUGAUAUGUUUUUUUUUAACAUGUAAUGUUUUUUUCCCUCUGACAUUAAGUGUUACGACUGUGUUAAACACAAGGGCCGAGGAUGUAAAAUGAAAGCUAAGUUGAACUGUGAUUCAAAUGUAACACAGGAAACUUAGUCGCAUUCGUACUGAGGUCUGGAAAAAUUAAUAAAUAGCACUAUUUCAGGGGGCACAAAACUCUUAAGUCACCUCCCUUGUGAGGACAGACUGGGAGAGUUGAAGCUGUUCAGCCCAAAGCAGAGAAGGCUCUGGGGAGACCGGAUAGCAACCUUUCAGUGCCUAAAGGGUGGAUAUAAGAAAGAAGGGGACAGGCUCUUCAGGAUCUGUUGUGAUAGGGCAAGGGGAAAUUGUUUCAAACUAGAAGAGUGGAGAUUUGAGUUGGUUAUAAGGAAAAAGGUUUUUUUUACGAUAAGGGUAGUGAGGCAGUGGCACAGGUUGCCCAGAGAGGUGGUAGAAGGUUUGAGGGCCCUGGAAGCAUUCAAGAUCAGGCUGGAUGGGGCUCUGAGCAGAGUGAUUGUGCUGUGGGUGUCCCGAUUCAUUGCAGGGAGUUGGACUAGAUGAUCUUUAAAGGCCCUUCCAACUCUAACAAUUCUAUUAUUCUGUGAUUUUUGUUUUUUUUUUUAUCAUUAUUGCAGGAAAAAGUUCCCAAAUAGAGCGUGGUUCGAGAUCAUGCAGGCACAACUUCUACUUACCUUCCCCUUCUCACAUGUGACUCAUAACUAUGACUUGUUGUUUGUUCAGUGUUUUUCUUCCAGCUGUUCUGUUUACUGAUAACUCUUUAGAUAUGCCGGAAAACAACUAUCUGAUGCUUUUGUAAGAGGAAAAAAUGACUUGCAGGCUUAGCUUCUCUCUGUUCCUUAGUUGUGAACGUUACUGAACUAGUAGUAGACUACUCCAGAUGUGCCUGACAGUCUUCAGUUUAAAGCUAUAGAGCAUUUUCACUUAAGGAAAUAUUUCUGUAAUGUAUAAGCUAUUAGUUCCACUAAUCAGUAUUCCAAAUUGACCAUGGUCAUUUUUUGUUGUUGUUGUCUCUGAUGGAACAAAUCAAAGAUAGGCUGAUAACCAUUCAAAAGCAAAACUCAGAUCCUAGUUGUGUGCCAGUACCACCUUCCCGAAGACUUUUAGUGAAAGCAAACAUGUAAGGACUGUAUAUUCUCUAGGUGUCCUGAAUUCUCUGCUACUUGCUGCCUUGUUGAGACAACAGUUUGUUAAUAGUUAUUGUUUGAUGGAAGAGACCCCUUAGGACUGUUGUUCUUUGACAGAUAGAACUGUUGUCGUAGUUAAUAUGAACACGAGGACGUUGUUACAGCUUGUGUAUGUACUGUAGAUAAAGACUAAAAUAUCAGCUGUUGUCUACUGCCAUUGAAAUGGAGAGUCUCUAAUUGAGACAGCCUACUCAUCCUAAUGUUUCCUGGGUGAUAAGGUAGUUGUGAUAACUGUAUGUAGGUUAUUGAAAUCUAUUUUAAAUGCCUUUUUCUCAGAUCUUUUUGUCCAUUCUAAUUUCUUGAAGGAAAAUCGGCUAGGGGUACUGUGGAAGUUACCACUGUUUUUCCAUUGUUCUUUUCCUGUUGAUCAGUACAUACCACUGUGAUUAGGUCAGUUCUCCUGCUCCAGGACUCAUUUGGUGAAAGAACUAGCAGAGAGCCAGUCACGGUUCCCAGGGUCUCUGAGUUGGCUGGCCUCUUGUCCGGACUCAGCUUGUCCCAAGGCAAGCGUUACUUUGGCUUGUGCCAGCUGGCUCUAAUCCCUGGGGUGAAUGCUGGACUACAGAAGGAGUUGUGUAUGAGUUGACUGAUCUGUCUCUAUGGUUUUAGGGCAAUUUCUGUAUCUUCUGUGCUGCAAGAAUAGCUAAAAAUGCACAUUGCUACCUUAAGCCUUACUUUUCUUGAAAAUGUUAAUAGUGAGACAUUUUUACUUAGUCUAACUGAAUGCCUCGUUGUUGGUUUUUCCUCCCAAAUGCUAUAGGAAACAAUGCCCCUCAACAUUUCACUUAGGUGGAAAACAAUAUAAAUUAAUUAUUUUCCAACAUUUGCAUAAUAAAUAUAUUCAGAUAGAGAAAUGAAAGUACAAAUCUACUUGCAUACCUUUUAAAGGUUUUGUGUGUGUUGUUGUGAGUUGACUGAAAGCCUGUAAGCAAUUGAUGUGUUGUUUUUUAGGAACAGAUAGAAAGGUGGUGGGAGAGAAAGUAGCAGCAGUGUGGUAGCUGGUCAUACUCAGGUUUAUUAAUUUCCAGUAGGUUUUUAGCAAUGUGCUGCUAGUAUAUGUACUUUUGAAGAAAUAUAAAUAAGUGUACAUAGAUAUGAGGUUACUGCUCAUACAGAACUAUGCUAUAGUUAUUCUAGCAUGCUUUCUUAUAGUAUAGAAUACCCAAACACAUUUCUUUUACUAAUACAUUAGUUGGAGCAGAAUUUUAGUGCCUGGCUGAACUCAUAGGUUUUGACAGCAAUUGUGUGACACUGAGAUUGAUUGCAAAGUGCCAAUGCUUGCAACUCAAGCUUUUGAUCUGGAAAGUCUUUAUUAUUUCUUCAUGGAAGUCGCUGAAUUACAUUGCACUGAGAUUUUCAUGAAUCUAAUGAGUUUCUUGGUACUGAGAAAGCUGAACUGCUUGUCCAUUAAAUGGUCUAUUUAUUCCGGUGAUUUGCAUUCAGAAGUGGUCUCAAGCAGUUGCUUUAGGCUAAGUGAGAAUAAAGCAAGCACCUGAUUGUUUUUCUUUUCUACUUUCCUGUUGCAGAGAAUUCCUGCAUGGCUUCUCUGUUGAUGAACUUUGGCUGGAUCUCUUCUGUGGUUGUGGUGGUUUUUGUUUUUCUCUCUGGUAUCCCCCUGAAUUUAUUUAUUUAUUUUUUUUAUUUUACACUGUCCUUUGGCAGAGAAUUCUACCACUUACAUGACUUCUUAAUUUUGUUUUUGAAACUGUCUUCUACUGGCUUCACUUAGUGCCUCUGGCUUAGGCUGGAGUAGGUCAAGAACGGCUCAGUUCAUUCACCCUCUUGCUCUCUCCAUCAUUCUGUAGACCUCUGAUUUCUUUACAUCUUUUUAUUUUUUUUUUUAAAGACCAAAGACUUCAAGCCUUCUCAGUUGUUUCUCAUGUGGAAGCAUUUUCACAUCUUGACUACUGAAUUUUUCUGCUUUCUGUUAAUUGAUAAGCUCUGUAGUAGAUUGUGUGGAACUUGUCAAAAUGUAACAUUUUUCUUGAGUGAAGUGUAUCUUAAGCUUCCUCCUUUUUUUCUCCUUAACAACAGUAAGGAGACUAAAAAUAUUUUUCCUUACCAACACAGAGCAUUUUUCCGUGUAGAUAUUUAUAAGAGCAUGACAAUGACAUCAUAACACACUGAAGCCUGCAACUGUGUGCGAUAAAUGUGUUGUUAGUAAUGUGAAGGAAUCUGUAAAGUGUUUUUUAUCACUGGCUAUUUUAGUUCUUGAUUUAUCAAUUUGUUUGGAGAAGAAGACUUGUUCACAAACUUCUGUGAGUGGAAGCUGAAAUGAUUAUUGUCUCUAAGGAUCUGAAAAGAAUUUAGGGAAUCCUUAAUUUGUAGAUGAAAAUACUUCUUGUCUUCUGCAACCAUACUUGAGAUUCUCCUGUUUUUUUCCAAGUGCAUUUGCCUGAAGUGGUUAAUCAUGCCAUUGUGAAGUAAGCCUAGCUGGUUGAGUUCCAGCCAAAACAAUGCAUCAUAACUGAGUUCUAAGAACUUAGCCUGCUUUAAGAUGUUGGCUGUUCCUUCACAGCAGUGGGAGGUGAAACUUGGAAAAUUCUUCCAAGUGUAUUUUUGGUCUUCAACUGUAGUAGAGAUUGUGACUUAGGCAAGUAUCAGGCAUGAGAAGGCAAUUCUUUGUUAAUGACCUACAAGUUGGCCAUGUUGUGAAGAAUCAGUACGUGUAUGACUAGCGGCCUGCUCAUGCUUUUGGUGAUCAUUGCAACCAUGUUUGGUGUAAAAUCUACUUGAGACUUAGGUCAUCUCCCCUCCUGCUUUUCCAUUAAACUAUGGUUAAUGCUGCUUGGUGCAUUUCGCUUUGAAUUCUUUCUGAACAGAGUAUUUUGAAGGCACCAUCUAUGCCACAAAAAUGUGAGUGUGCCAUUACUGAGGUAUGCUGUUGCUAUCUAUGGCAACUUUGUAAUUCUGUGAAUAGUUUACAUUCUCUGUGCUGUGUGUUGCUUUCUCUUGUAUAAUUACUUUGAUGUAAAACCCUGGUAUCCUUAUCUACAGUGAGUUUUCUACUUAAAUCACAGCGGCAAUGUAUUUCUGCAGUGAAAAGAAGUAAAAUCAUUAAAUCUGGCCAGGUUGCUCAGAGAGCUGUGGGUGCUCCAUCCGUGGAGGCAUUCAAGGCCACUUUCGAUGAGGUCUGCGCAGCCUGAUCCAAUGGGUGACAGCCGAGCGUUGGAACUAGAUGAUCUUUGAGGUCCCAAGAUGUUCUGUGAUUCAUUCCGAGAAAUUUCUGGGCAGUUAUUAGAUGUGAUGUGAAUAACUAAAUGAAGCUGCGGCCUUUGACUAGUUAGAAAGAACUGUUUACACUGUCAUGUUUCUCUACACGGAUCUACUGUUUCUUCUCUAAGAGACUGAAGUUUAUUUCCGUAGAUGAGACCAACUACUGAAUGCUUCUGUGGUGAAACACUAUUCAGUGCCUUUGUGAAUGUGGUUGUAUGUCUUUCAUUCUUGUCUAAAGUUUUAUGCAUAGUCCCAAAGCAUAAACGUAGCUCAGGGAAUGGCAAUGUGCUGUUAGAGGUGGUGAGGAGAAAAGUCAUUGUCAGAAUGCUUUUAUCUUGGAAGAUAAUGCAUGGUCUUACAAAAAACUUACUAUUAUAUAUAGAUUUGCUUUCUUCAAAGCCUUUUAAACAGAUAUUAAUUUAUUGCAUUCAUUCUUGUGAGUUUUCAAAUACGAUACUACUUAAUUGUGAAAGUUUUUCCUGGGUAGAGAUUUGGCUCCUCUGCUUUGACAUUUAUGUGUACAUGUAUAUUUAUAGUUGUGAUCUGUCUGGAAUUUGCCUUUGUGGUUUUAUUUGCUCUUUAACUUGUUCUGUGAUCUAGUCCUGUCUUGCAGUUUUGUCUGAGCUUUUAACAUGUGAGGAAUUUAGUUUUUAAUUUAUUUUUAAAAGUGUUAAUUGAAAGGAGAUAUGAGCGUAUUUGUUCAACUUCAGCUAUUUCAAAGAAUGACACAGUUCUGCUUUUCCUUAAGCAAAACUUAUACUGGUACUAAUUUAUGACUGAUCUGGAAUUUGAGUUCCCUAAUGUGACUUGUAAGAAUUGGAGAUGUUUUCUGGGAACUGCUAUUUCUAAAUAAUUGGUUAUCAGCUAAUAAGCCUUGAGAACUACUAUGCUUUUAGCAAUCAGACCUUUUAGAUCUAGUAGAAUUUAGGAAAACUGGAAAAAAAUCUACAGACUUUAUUUGGAAAUUAAACCUAACAAUUGUGGCAAUAUACUGUAAAGAAGAGAUCUGAUCUUUAUUGUGUAUAUCUUGUAGAUAAAGUGGAUAAAAUUCUUGAUCUGCUUGACAUUUUAGUACUUCAGUGAGAUAUAUGCAGCAUCAGAAGCUGACUUCAUUCAGUGUUAAUGGAAUCAUGUGGUCAAGCAUUACUAAUACCUGUAUGUCUGUAUCUGUAUGUCUGUGUAUGUUAUGCUUUUGAGUAAAAGCGAAUAGGACUAUUUGUGUAGAGGAUGUUUGAAGAACCUAUGUAUAUAUGAAUGCUUAGAAAACUUCUGCUACAAAAGAAUGCCUUUUCAUGCUGAGCAUUGUUUCAGAACUUACUUUCAUUUUUGUCUGACAAAUGAUGUGCUGCCUGAAAGUAUAUGCGUGUAAAGUAGCCACAGACUACAACUUUCUAACGGUGGGGAUUCAUCACAUAAGCUGUGUUUCAGGUGCUCCUCUAGUAUUUGAAUUUUCACAUGCUGCACAGGCAUUUGAAAUAUUUAUUUUUGCUCCUUUCCCCACCAUGGAAUGAAGCAUUUGGAAGAAAGAGGAGAUUCUACCAGAAUCUAAACUUGGUAAUUAACAUUGAUAUUUCCUGUAGUAGUGUGAUCAUUGAGCAUGGUUUGGCAGAAAAUGGUUUUCCAGAAUUGACUAAGCACUAUUUUCACAAAUGCCAUUUGAUAUGACAGCGAUUGAAUACGGCUAUUGUUUCUGGCUGUGUAAAGAAUCAGCCAUCAGCUUUUUGUUUAUGUGGUAUAGCAUUCAGAAGUGUUGAUACAGUAGAAUGAGGAAGAAUGCUAAAUGACAGAUUGUGUGUAUGAGGUGGUGUCAUAGACAAGUGUGUUACCGGAGAUGUGUGUUUCAGAAUUUGCUUGGUGCUUGUUCAUGAGCAUUCUGAAUCAAAGCAUUAGGUAAUAGUUUUUCUGAUUUUAUAGCUACCUAGCUUAGUGGCUUGGUUAUGGGGGGCAUCAUAGAGUUGCAGAAUGCAGUACUGCUAGCUUGUCACAUACAAGGAGCUAUAUAAGUUCUACCAGGUUGCAUGCUGGUAGUGCUCCCUAGGCAAAAUUCAGUUAAAAGUCCAAGUAGAUGGUGAGCUGGCAUUCCAGUGUGCUGCACAUGGAAUUGUGGGCACGAGCAGGUACGCAAGCAGGGUAGGUACCUCCUACCCUAUUCCAACCCAAACACCAACCUCAAUAAAGGUGUUACUCUAAUGCAAGGACUCUGGGGAGCUGGGAACUUGCUGACAGAAUGCCUGGUGAUGGUCAAAAAUACUACUGCAAAAGAGAGUUUUUGAAGUAGAAAGGCAGAAACUUGUAAAGAACUAAAUGAUCCCAUAAAUGAAUUCAUCUGUCCCACCCUAGGUGAUCACAGGAUAUUCCUUCAGGCAUUAAAGAAACUCAGGUUAUAGCAUGAAAAACAAGUAUAUAGGAGGUUUUUCAAUAGCUGUUUUCUGUUCACCUGCAUUUAUUUGAAGGAGCUGCAGUGCCAGAAGUUCGUGUUAUGGACAGUGCCCAAAGGAUUUUAUUGUUAACAACACUGAAGGGGGAACAUAGGCAAAAAAACAAAAGGUCUCUAAUUAUAUGAUAAAAAAGAUAGGGAGUGCCCAGAGAAAGAAGGAGCAUACUUUGUGAAAUCUUGUUUCAGUUGUCCCAUCAAGUAGGCAGGAAGUAGAAGUAGCAAUAGUCAUUGCUGUGUUCACUCAGUCUUCAUUGUUUCAUUGUUGUUAUUUUUAGAGAAUAACUUACCUAAUUAGGGUAUAACUUGGCACUGGUGCUGGAAGAGCGUGUUUCUCUCUGUAGGCCCCCUACAGAAAGGAUGCCUGAACAGUUACUCACUGUAAUUGUUAGCAAAGUUUCUCAUUGUGACUUCUUCAGUUCCGACGCCUAGGUAGAAGAAGCUUUUGAUUUAAAGAGAAAUCCUGACUACUGACUAUCUUUUAAUGAAACCUGGGAAAUUAAUUACUAUGUCUUACAAAAUGGCGGAGGGUCAGCCGUACUUAUGGAGACUCCUUAGGUAUUCUUGUGAUAAUUAAAAUAUAUAAUCAAUAUAAUGUUCUCAAGGGGGAAAAAAGGUUUUAUACUUUGCUUUUAAAUCUAGUGUAUACACAUUCUACUGCUUCCAUUGACCAGAGGUUUUGAAAAACUUAAUGAAAGAUAAACCUGCAGCUAGUCUGAGGUACUGCUGUUCUGUACAUUCUGUGAUGUAUCACCGUGGUCACACAAAUAGCAUGUGGUCCUGUUCAGUGCACUGCAAGUGAUGUAAGGUGUGACCCUGCUGUGCUGGCUCAAACACUGCAAUGGCAGCACAGCUGAGCAUUGUGACUCCUUGUACUGUUAGUUCUGCUAGAGGACUUUGGGCUGUGCUGAAUUCUGUUUUUGUCAAUAGUGAUGAAGUUUGUUUGCUGUUGUUAUUCAGAGUGACUGUGACUGCUGAGUUUGGAUGAUGAUUUGUCAUAUUCACAGCUAUUUUCUGAGCAUAAUAAAGUUAAAGCUGCUGCCUAAAACAUACAUAAGUAAAGUUGCUUCUUAGGGAGUAGUAGUAUGUUUCAAAUGAAAUCUGUUUCAGUGUUUUAAUUCAACCUCUUAUCCCCUCUUGCCUUAGGGAUUUGAUAGCAGAAAAAAUCCUCAACUUAGGACAUGGAUCUACAAGAUGUUAUCUGGGAGAGUAGAUUAACAAAGGGAAUGUUUCUUAAAGAAAGAUAGGGAGAAAAGUGUAAAAGACUAGCUUUAUUUUGUGUAGAGCUCAAUAACAACUUAUUCCUUAAGCUGUGAAGAGAAUUGAUUCUGGAACCUUGUGGCUCCCAGUGUUCCAGAAACUUAAAUCAGUCCUGAGAGAUUUGGUGAUAAAUCAGAUUCUUCUUCUCAAUGCCCUUUCACCUCUGUUGGUUUUGAAAUGUUAAUUACAGGUAUGCAAAAUCCAUGGCUGUGGUGAGAUGUCAUCUUUCAUCCCUAUUGCUAUUCCAGGGAGAUUAGAAAAAAAUCUAAGCAAAUCCCAGAUACAUUGAGGGAAUCUGGUCAAAUCUAGCGCAGUGAGAAAGAACAGCUUCUCUGCAUUGCUGAGAUACUGGAUACUGGUUUCUUUAUAACAAGGAAAGUCUAAAUUCCUGUAACGCUGAGGAUGGGGAAGGAUUAUUAUUCUAUUCUGGGAAUUGAAAAAGGGGCUUCUGAAGAGGAUAUCAAAAAGGCUUACAGAAAACAAGCACUUAAAUGGCAUCCGGAUAAGAACAAGUCUGCUCAUGCAGAGGAAAAAUUCAAGGAGAUUGCAGAAGCUUAUGAAGUGCUGAGUGAUCCCAAAAAGAGAGACAUUUAUGAUCAGUUUGGGGAAGAAGGUCUGAAAGGAGGAGCUGGAGGACCUGAUGGACAGGGUGGUACCUUCCGGUAUUCCUUCCAUGGUGAUCCACACGCUACGUUUGCAGCUUUCUUUGGUGGCACAAAUCCUUUUGAGAUCUUCUUUGGAAGGAGAAUGCCUGGUGGUAGAGACACUGAAGACAUGGAGGUGGAUGGUGAUCCAUUUGGAUCAUUCACUAGUUUCAGUAUGAAUGGUUUUCCAAGAGAAAGGAAUACAGUAGGUAGCCAGUUACGUCGUAAACAAGAUCCCCCUGUAAUUCAUGAGCUUAAGGUGUCAUUAGAAGAGAUAUAUCAUGGCUGCACAAAAAGGAUGAGGAUUUCACGUAAAAGGCUGAACCCAGAUGGUAGAAGUGUCCGAACAGAAGACAAAAUUCUCACUAUUGAAAUAAAAAGAGGAUGGAAAGAAGGCACCAAAAUCACUUUUCCAAAAGAAGGUGAUGAAACACCGAACACAAUUCCAGCUGACAUUGUUUUUAUCAUAAAAGAUAAACCUCACUCUCAUUUCAAGAGAGAUGGAUCAAAUAUUGUCUAUCCUGUUAAGAUCAGCUUAAGGGAGGCAUUGUGUGGCAGCUCUAUCAAUGUGCCAACAAUAGAAGGAAGAACCAUACCCAUGACAGUAAAUGAAGUUGUAAAGCCUGGGAUGAGAAGAAGAAUUAUAGGAUAUGGUUUGCCAUUUCCCAAAAAUCCUGACCAACGUGGAGACUUAAUUAUAGAGUUUGAAGUAAUUUUCCCAGAUAACAUUUCUCCAGCAUCAAAAGAAGUACUUAGGCGAAAUCUUCCAGUUUCGUAAAAUGAGGACUAUGUCAACUGUUUAAGCAGGACACUGGAAAUGCAGAAGACUGGCAAGUCUGUGCUUUAAAAGUGCAAUGUGUAACAACUAGUGGAAUAUCUGUUUGUUUUUUUUUGUUUGUUUGUUUGUGGGUUGGGUGGGGGGAAAUAUUGUAAUGCUGCAUGAGAAGAAAAGAGUUAAGUACAAGUCAUACGGAUGACUUCUGCAGUAUACUUUACAGGGAAAACCACUCAUAUUUUAUAUUAGAUCUUCCUAAUCAGAAAAGCUUAUUCAGUAUUUUGCUUAAUAUAAAGCAUAGUCAGUUUUUACAAAGCCAAUGCAUAUUUCUGAUAAAGUACUCAAGCCACCAAGUACUUUUAUUCCUUAUAUCCCUACUCUAUCUAACAUAAACAGUUUAUACAGAAAUUGGAUGUGGUAGAAAUAUACACAUGCGAACACUUUAAAUUACAAAACAGUAAGGAUGCUACUUGGUAUGUUGCUUUCCACUGCACAAAGCAUAGUCUGGGAAAAUCAGCUUGGACUCCUAAAUUGCCCCCCAUUGAAAUCAAAGUAUUUUCUUUAUUUCAUCAGAAUGUGAGGGGUCUGCAUUGGAAGUCUAGGAAAGAGCAUGUAUCUUGAGGAGAAAGUAGCUGUUUGUUGAGUGGUUCCUCAUGCUUCAGGCAGAACAGCAAGAAAGGAUUGUACAAGUACAUAUACAGCAAGUGUGGGCCUGCUGUCAAAUGAGACAGGGAAAUUGGGUGACAAAUAACGUAGAGAAGUCUGAGAUACUCGGUGCCUUCUUUGCCUCAAUCUUUACCAAUAACACAGUCAUGACCAGGAGUCAGCCCCCUGAAACAAGGAAGAGGUAACCUCAGUGGUGGUGAACCAACAUAGAGGUGCAUUAAACUAAAUAUACAGAAAUCCAUGACACCUGACAGGUUGCAUGCAGAAGUGCUGAAGAAUCUAGCUAAUGCCUUUACAAGGCCUCUCAAUUAUCUUUUAAUUUGAGAAAGGUUUCUGUAGACUGGUAAGAAGCAAAUAUCGCUCCUAUCUUCAAGAAAAGCUAGAGAGAAGAAAUGAGGAAUUACCAGCAAGUCACCCUUAAUGCAGUCCCUGGGAAGGUGAGAAGGAAUAUCCUUCCAGAGAGCAUUUUCAAACAUGUGGAAGACAGUAAUGCAAUUUAAGGUCAGCAUAGAUUUACAGAGGGGGAAUCAUAGUUGACCAACUUGAUUUCAUUCUACAGUGUGGCGAUUAGCUUGGUGGAUAAUGGAAAGUCUGUGUUCUUUACCUUGACUUUAGUAGGCAAAUUGACAAAGUACAGAUAGAUAAGUAGACAAUGAGAUGAAUUAAAAAUGACUGAAUGAGUGGCCACAGGGGUUUUGUUAUCAGUGUCACAAAGUUCACUAGGAGGUAAGUCACUAGUGGUGUAUGCAAAUGCUCGAUACCGUGGCCAGUAAUAUUCAACAUCUUUGUUAAAGACCUGUAUGAUGGAAUGGAAUGCACACUCAGCAAGUUUGCAUGUCACACAGAACUGUGAGGAGUGGCUGAUAACACCAUGUUGAUUGUGCUGGCCUUAAGAGAGGCUUUGGUGGUCCAAAAAAACCAUACAGAGGAAAAAACAUACAGUUCAGUGAGUAAAAAUUUUGCUCCCUGAAGUAUUACUGAGGUAUCAGUACAGUCUUGGGGCUUGCUGUCUGGAAAGCAAUUUUGCUGAGAAAGGGCUUUGAGUUUCUGGCAGACAACAAACUGACCAUGAACUAGCAAUGUCCUUGCAGCAAAACAGGCUAAUGGUAUCCUGGGUUGCACUGGGAAGCCUUGUGAGUAGAUUGAGGGAGGUAAUCCUUCCCUACUCCUCACUAGUGAGGCUGCAUCUGUCAUACUGUGUCCUGUUGUAUGCUCCCCAGUAGAAGGAAGACAGUGGCUUGAUGGAACAAGUCUAUGAGAGAUUGAGAGAACGAGAACUCUUCAGUCUGGAACACAGAAAGCUCAGAGGGUUCUUAUAAAUGUGUACAAGCAUUUGGAAGGAGGGAAUGAGGAGAAGGGAGCCAGACUCUUCUCAGUAUCACCCAGUGUUGGGACAAAAAGCAUGGGGACAACUUAAUACACUUUUUUUUUUUUUUAAUACUGCAAAGGUGGUCACAGACUGUGGAGUAUCCAUCCGUGGAGAUGCUCGGAACCAAACUGGACAAAGUCCUGGGCAGCCUGGUCUAGCUGGCCAUGCUUGAGGAGAUUUGGGUGAUCACCAGAGGUUCCUUCCAACUUAAAAGAUUCUGUGUACACUGACUUAGGAACCUUUUUCAAUAGACAGUAUUAAGGACCAUGCUCUGUAAUUGAGGCUUAGCCCAAAGAUGGGUGAUGCUGAUGUGACAGCUUGAAUCCAUAGGGAGUAGGUUUUUGGGUGGAAAGAUGUAUAAAGAACACUGUAGAAGUGUACCGUAGAGCAGAUACAGUUGACAUCAAGUUCAGACCUUGAAAAUAAUGCAGAUUUUAACUUAAAGAAAAUCCCAGGUCCUAUCUAAGGAGAAGUCUGCUGCAGACAUGAAGUAGGAUAGGAGUUACCCACAAACUUCUACGUGCUUGCAUUGAGUCUUUUCUGAAUACAAACAUGACUUAUCUUUGGAGUUAAAAGGUGCAUAGGGAAAAGGAAAGCCCUCUGUAAUAGUCUAGUUUUGUAAUAUUGUAAUAGGGCUGGUUCCCUGCAUUUUGGUGGAAGAAAUGCCUUGCAGAUUUGUUCUUGUUACUUGAGUUUAAAAUAUAAUAGAGUGCUUUAGCAACAGUUUCAGAGAAUGCUUUUCUUCAUAAGAAGAAAAUAUAUAGAAUUUGCUGUUAGCCUUUUGACUGUGGAAACUCAGUAGUUACCUGCUUUGUUAGGUAGCUUAAGAAAUAGCAGUAUUAACUUCAUAUAAACGCUUUUCUGUGGGAAAGUAAAUAAUAUGGAAGUUGGGAUUCAAUUUACAAUAGCUUUUUAAUGAGCACAAAAAAUUCCAUUUUUGUUACUCAAUGAAAUAGAACUUCUGGAAGAUACUGUUCAAAUAAUUUUUCAACUGCGGAUCUCUUUGUAUGUUGUCAGUUGUAGUCCUACAACUGCAGUAGAUCUACAAGGAAUGAAACAAUUGCUGGAGCAGUAUCACAAAGGGCAAACUUAGCUGCUUAAUGUUUCUGCGUAUUGUUAACACUAUAUCUUGUUUGUUGAAAAAGUUCCCAAUAUGUACUGUAUUGCAUUUCUUAUGUGGUUUUUAAGUAAAAAGUGUAAAGUUGUUUUUUCA
Lagopus muta (rock ptarmigan) is the source of this 16333-nucleotide messenger RNA. It is a transcript of the gene DNAJB4, whose product is annotated as DnaJ heat shock protein family (Hsp40) member B4. Gene Ontology annotation, molecular function: protein-folding chaperone binding. Bases 12069 to 13088 code for a protein of 339 amino acids. The transcript is spliced from 4 exons. Gene Ontology annotation, cellular component: cytosol. Lineage: Eukaryota; Metazoa; Chordata; Aves; Galliformes; Phasianidae. The record is from RefSeq and is a predicted model, not a curated record.